AUGUUGCCAAAGUUCACAGCCAACACGGCAACCCUAGCCAUCGCCAUUCUCGCAGCCUACCUCCUCUACCGCGCCCUCCUCUCCUCCCCAAUCCCAGGCAUCCCCUACAACAAAGAAGCAUCGCGCUCCCUCCUAGGCGACAUGCCAGCAAUGAUUCGCCACGCCAACAAAACAGGCGAAAUGUACGACUGGCUCGCUGCGCAAAACAUCAAGCACGCCUCUCCCGUCGUUCAAGUCUUUGGCCGCGGGCCCCUAAGCAAACCCUGGCUCGUCAUCUCAGACUUCCGCGAAACGCAGGAUAUCCUCCUCCACCGCGGGAAAGAAUUUGACAGAUCCGCAUUCACUGCCGAUUUGCUAGGCGGCGUGAUCCCCGAGCAUCAUAGUCGUUGGCAGACGGAUGAGGAGUACAAGAGUCGUAAGAGGCUUGUGGGUGAUAUUCUGACGCCGAGCUUCCUUGGGAAGGUUGCCGCGCCGUUGUUGCAUGAGAGUACGAUGCGUAUGACGGCCCUGUGGCGAGAGAAGGCGAGGCUGGAGAGGGGACGACCGUUUAGUGCGUUGAAGGAUGUCAGCCAUUGUGCAUUGGAUGCGGUGCUGGGCUUUACCUUUGGUCCGGGGAUGGAGGGUCUCAGCGCGACGCAGCCGAACGUCGACUUUCUUUCGGCCAUGUCUUCACUGCCUUUUUCUGGAAAAGGAGAGAGCAUAGAUGUGAACCAGCCGGCGGUGUUCCCACAGGCGCCUCCCAGCCCCGUCAUUGAAGCCUUGUUCAAGAUAUCGGAUAGUCUCGAGGUGGCGAUGAAGUCUGCAUUCCCGGUCCUAGCGCAUUGGUUUUUGCGCCAGAGGCAUGCUUUGAAGACGGCAAUUAAAAUCAAAGAAGACCUGCUAAGGGAACAAGUCGAUUUAUCCGCCGCCAGAGUCCAGUCUACAUCGGAGGACCACGUAGUACGCUGUGCGGUAGACGAGAUGGUGCGUAGAGAAAGCAGCCAGGCAGAAAAGGACCAACGCCAGCCAUCCUUCCACACACGACUAUUCUACGAUGAGCUCUACGGCUUCACCCUAGGCGGCCACGAAUCAACAUCAAACGCGAACCAAUGGGCACUCAAAACCCUAGCCCGCCACCAAAACCAACAAUCCAAACUCCGCGCCAGCCUCCGCGACGCCCUCCCCGACGCCGUCACCAGCAAACGCGUCCCCACCCCCCAGGAAAUCAUGCAGGCGCGGUGCCCUUCCCUAGACGCCAGCAUAGAAGAGCUCUUCCGCGUAUCACUGACGGCGCCAAUGUGCGUGCGCGGCGCGACGCAGGAUACGCAGAUCCUAGGCUUCGCCGUGCCCAAGGACACCGUCGUCUUCCAGGUGUGGAAUCGGGCGGAUUGCACGAUGCCUGGGUUUCUCGUUGACGAGGCGCUGCGGACGCCGGGGGCGCUGGCGAUGGGCAUUGGGGUGACAUGGCUCGUGAGGUCUGAAGAUGGCACGAGAGACAUUUUUGACGCGAGGCGUGGUCGGAAUAUGAUCUUCAGCAAGGGUCCUCGGGGAUGUUACGGGCGGAAGCUGGCAUAUGUGCAGUUUCGGAUGCUGGUGGUGCUUCUGCUGUGGAACUUUCACCUCCAAGAGCUUCCGCAGGAACUCAACACGACUGGGGCUUACGAUAAGUUGACGAGGGAGCCCCAUGAUUGUUUCGUUCGUUUGACGACCUUGCCGUUAUGAGCAUGGUUGAAAUGACAGCAUUGCCGGUUGAAACGCAAAUCAGGAAACUCCACGGUCCUGCAAUGAGAAAUCGGGUAUUUAGAAGAGUUCUGCUAGGGGGGCUGU
Colletotrichum phormii is the source of this 1806-nucleotide messenger RNA. RefSeq names its product cytochrome P450 monooxygenase. NCBI's taxonomy places the organism in Eukaryota, Fungi, Ascomycota, Sordariomycetes, Glomerellales, Glomerellaceae. The transcript has 3 exons. The record is from RefSeq and is a predicted model, not a curated record. Gene Ontology annotation, molecular function: oxidoreductase activity, acting on paired donors, with incorporation or reduction of molecular oxygen; heme binding; iron ion binding. The coding region runs from base 1 to 1701 and encodes 566 amino acids.